AAUCAGGACGCCACGGCUCCACCUGAAGCAAUGGCCCAGCCCUACCCCCCCGCCCAGUACCCCCCUCCCCCUCAGAACGGCAUCCCUGCCGAGUACGCCCCGCCCCCGCCACACCCCACGCAGGACUACGCGGGCCAGACCCCCGUCCCCGCUGAGCACGGCAUGACCCUGUACACACCAGCACAGACGCACCCCGAGCAGCCCGGCACCGAGGCCAGCACACAGCCCAUCGCCGCCACCCAGACAGUGCCGCAGACAGACGAAGCGGCACAGACGGACAGCCAGCCACUCCACCCCUCCGACCCCACGGAGAAGCAGCAGCCCAAGCGGCUACACGUCUCCAACAUCCCCUUCCGGUUCAGGGACCCCGACCUGCGGCAAAUGUUCGGGCAAUUCGGGAAAAUUUUAGACGUGGAGAUCAUUUUUAACGAGCGAGGCUCCAAGGGUUUUGGGUUUGUAACUUUUGAAACUAGCUCAGAUGCUGACCGAGCCCGGGAGAAGCUGAAUGGCACGAUCGUAGAGGGACGGAAAAUUGAGGUCAAUAAUGCCACCGCCAGAGUCAUGACCAACAAGAAGACGGGCAACCCCUACACCAAUGGCUGGAAGCUCAACCCGGUGGUCGGUGCCGUCUACGGGCCUGAAUUCUAUGCAGUGACCGGCUUCCCCUACCCAACCACGGGCACAGCAGUUGCCUACCGGGGCGCGCACCUUCGGGGCCGGGGCCGGGCCGUGUAUAAUACGUUUCGAGCUGCACCACCUCCUCCUCCCAUCCCAACUUACGGAGCGGCACUGGAGCAAACGCUUGUUAAAAUGCCAGUCCCGUGGGCGGGGCUGGCGCCGUGCCCCCCCCCUCAGCAGCCUCCGGAGCCGGCCUACCCCGCCUCUCCAGCGUGCCCACCACUCUCUUGUCCGUUUGCUUCCAGGGUCGUGUAUCAGGAUGGAUUUUAUGGUGCUGAGAUUUAUGGAGGCUACGCAGCCUACAGAUACGCUCAGCCCACAGCAGCAGCCGCUUACAGCGACAGUUAUGGCAGAGUCUAUGCAGCUGCUGACCCCUACCACCACACCAUCGGCCCCACAGCGACCUACAGCAUUGGAACCAUGUGAAACCUUCCACCGUUUCCUUCUUGGACCAUGAAGGGUAAAAACAAAACAAAAAACAAAAAAAAAAUCACAAAA
Messenger RNA from Dipodomys spectabilis (banner-tailed kangaroo rat), 1176 nucleotides. It is a transcript of the gene Rbfox3, whose product is annotated as RNA binding fox-1 homolog 3. Lineage: Eukaryota; Metazoa; Chordata; Mammalia; Rodentia; Heteromyidae. Gene Ontology annotation, cellular component: cytoplasm; nucleus. Gene Ontology annotation, molecular function: mRNA binding. The transcript has 11 exons. The coding region runs from base 31 to 1104 and encodes 357 amino acids. Gene Ontology annotation, biological process: nervous system development; regulation of alternative mRNA splicing, via spliceosome. The record is from RefSeq and is a predicted model, not a curated record.